CGUCAUUGAACGCCACACAUGGUGGCCGUUGCUGCAGUCCAAAGUUCGGUAAAGUUCAAAGUCCGACAAGAAGCAGCGAGAGUCCAACAUGGAGCUGAAGGAGCUGAAGGAGCUGAAGGAGGCGGCGAUAAACGCGCUGAUUCACCACAAGAAAGCCGCUCUUCUGGUCGGCGGAGCCGGCCUCGCUGCUCUGGGACUCGGUCUCGGAUAUAAAUACCUGCGAAAGUCAGAAAAAGUUGUCCGCGUGGGCGUCGUGUCGCAGCUCCUCCUCCACCCUCUGAAGUCCGGCAGGGCCGUGUCCGUGGCCCGGGCUGAGUGUCACAACCUCGGGCUCCGGCUCGGGGAGCUCCAGGACCGACACUGGCUGGUGGUGACGGAGGACGGGCAGAUGGUGACGGGCAGACAGGAGCCUCGGCUGGUGCUGGUGUCUCUGACCUGCGAGGGGGGUCAAGUCUGUCUGAACGGGCCGAACAUGGAGGAGCUGCGGUUCCCCUUCAGACAGCCCGACAACCCGGUCACCGACUGCCGGGUGUUCUCCUCCGACAUCCAGGGACGGGACUGCGGCGACGAGGCGUCCCGCUGGCUCACCCGCUACCUGGGGGGAGAGAAAACCUUCCGCCUGGUGCACUUUGAACACACCAUGAAGGCGAGGAAGCCCGUGGAGAAGGAGCCUCUGUUCCCCCAGUCAGAGCAGGUGGCCUACCCAGAUAUCGGUCCUGUGAUGCUGCUGUCGGAGUCCUCUGUCAAAGAUCUCAGCAACAAGUUGGAUAAGGCCGUCACGGUGGAGCGAUUCCGCCCAAACAUUGUCAUAAGUGACUGUGAAGCCUUCGCUGAGGACUCGUGGGAAGAGAUCCAGAUCGGUGGCGUGAGGCUGCAGCGUGUAAUGUCAUGUGGACGCUGUGUUUUCACCACCGUGGAUCCUGAAACCGGUAUAAUCAGCAGGAAGGAGCCCCUGGACACGCUGAAGAGCUACCGGCAGUGCCAGCCCUCUGAGAAGCACAUCUACAAGUCUGCUCCGCUGUUUGGACAGCUGCACGUCGUGAAGAAGACCGGGAUCCUGCAGGUCGGAGAUGUGGUCUAUAAGAUCAGCCGCUAAUGUCAGAGAGGGAAACAUGCUGACAUGCAAUCAGUGGUGGAAGAAGUAUUCAGAUCAUUUACUUCAGUAAAAGUACUAACAACACACUGUGAAAUUACUCCACUACAUGUAAAAGUCCUGCAUUCAAAACUUGAAGUAA
Centropristis striata (black sea bass) is the source of this 1235-nucleotide messenger RNA. Its product is annotated as mitochondrial amidoxime-reducing component 1-like. Gene Ontology annotation, biological process: nitrate metabolic process. The transcript has a single exon. Gene Ontology annotation, cellular component: mitochondrial inner membrane. The record is from RefSeq and is a predicted model, not a curated record. Bases 89 to 1096 code for a protein of 335 amino acids. Gene Ontology annotation, molecular function: molybdopterin cofactor binding; molybdenum ion binding; pyridoxal phosphate binding. Lineage: Eukaryota; Metazoa; Chordata; Actinopteri; Perciformes; Serranidae.